AUGAGUAAUUCACCUACUAGUUCUUUAAACAAUAUCGACGGAACAUCAAAUUAUGGUGCGGAUAUUUGUCGUGUUUGCUUGACAGCCAACCAGAAUUUAAUUCCUAUAUUUUUAGAAGAAGAGAAUUAUUUUAGUGCUGAAAGCAGCAUUUAUAAUAUGUUCACUUCAUGUACAGGUCAAAUUAUAUCAUUGGACGACCAGUAUCCAAAACAUAUUUGCUUCCUCUGUCUCGAACAAUUAUACAGCUCAUAUGACUUUUGGAAAAAGUGCCAAAAUGCUUUAGAAAAAUUGAGAGAAAUUGAGGAACAAAAUACUUUCUAUUUCGAAGAAGAACGUGAUGGUAUUUUAGAACAGUUUGAGAUUUAUAAAGAAGACAUUUAUAGUGAAACCACGGUAAAUAUACCAGAUAAUAUAAAAGAAAGUCAUUGUGAAGAUAGUGUUAUAGUAAAAGAAGAAGAAAGUAUAAAUCAGUUUCAGAAUAAAUGUGAAGAUAGUGUUAUAGUAAAAGAAGAAGAAAGUAUAAAUCAGUUUCCGAAUAAAUAUUGCAAUAACAAUUCAAGUAGUCAAACAUACCUUCUGAUUUUUAAACCACAAAAUGAAACAAAUUCUUCGAGCAAUGAAAAAGAAAAUCAGAAACCUAAACCAAAACAAAAUGAAAAUUAUGAAGCAAACUACAAGUCAAGCUAUCGUUGUAAGAAAUGUGAAUUGGAUUUUAGUAAUAAGGAUAAAUAUUCUGAGCACGUGAAACAACAUAAUUGCAUAUUAUGCCAUAUUUGUGGUUAUCUGAGCAGGAAUAUUUCUAGUUUUCAAUUUCAUGUCCUUGGACAUUCUAAUAUAAGGCCAUUUAAAUGCAAUGCUUGUGAAAAAAGCUAUAAAACUAAAACCAUGCUAAAUAAACAUAAGCUAAGCCAUCAAAAUGAGAAAAAAUAUAAAUGUAAAUAUUGUGGUGAAAAUUUUACUAAUACUAACAGGAGAUAUUAUCAUAUUAAAAUGAUCCAUGACAAUAAUUACCCUCAUGCCUGUGAGAUAUGUCCUAAAACAUUCAAACUAAAAAACCAUUUAAUAAAUCAUAGGAUGAUACAUACAGGCGAACGUCGUUAUCCCUGCACAAUGUGCCCUAGUGCAUUUACAACAAGUAGUGGUCUUAGAAAUCAUACAUAUACACAUACCGGAGAAAAAAAAUUCUCAUGCACUUUAUGUGAUAGACGAUUUACUAGAUUACAUACUUUGAAAAAUCAUAUGGUGUUUCAUACAAGAGAACGUAGAUAUAAAUGUGAUAAAUGUGGAAAAACUUAUACGCAAAGGCAUGGAUUGAGGAGACAUAUGAAAAAAAAGCACGAGUUGGGAAAGUAAAAUGUGAUUGAAA
This is a messenger RNA of Ctenocephalides felis (cat flea), 1366 nucleotides long. RefSeq names its product zinc finger protein 836-like. NCBI's taxonomy places the organism in Eukaryota, Metazoa, Arthropoda, Insecta, Siphonaptera, Pulicidae. The transcript has a single exon. The record is from RefSeq and is a predicted model, not a curated record. The coding region runs from base 1 to 1353 and encodes 450 amino acids. Gene Ontology annotation, cellular component: nucleus. Gene Ontology annotation, molecular function: zinc ion binding.